UGGGGAGGCGAAGCGCUCCCGCUCCUCCCCGGCGCUCCCCCCCACCCCCUCCCGGUCCUCGCCCGGCCGGGAGCGCCGGUGAUAGGACGAGCACCGGGCGUGCAUUGUGUGUAUGCAAACCAGAGCCCCGGCUCCCCCUGCCUGCCUGACCCCGGCCCGGGCUGCGGCCGUGACUGGCCCUGUCGUGGGCGCCGCCGCCCUUGCCGCCGCCGGGCGCUGUCAUGCCCCAGCCGCGCAGCAGGCGGCCCCGUCCUUGAGCCGCUCCGUACGCGCGGGCAAGGGGGCACGCGGAGGGGCUGAAGAUGAAGGUGCCCGCGCAUGGGCCCCCGCUGAUUGCCAGCCCCUCCCGAGCCCGCGCCCCGCGCGGAGCCCGAGGCCGCCGAGGACCCGCCUUCGCCGCAGUAGCAGCUGGAGCAGCGACAGAGGCGGCGGCGGCGGCGGCGGGGCCCCUCUUGCCAGCGCGUAGCGAGGCGGCGGCAGCUCGGGGGCCGCCGCUGCCCCGGCUGCCAUGAGUUGUGCGGAGGUGAUGUAUCACCCCCAGCCGUAUGGAGCGUCCCAGUAUCUGCCCAACCCUGUGGCAGCUGCAACCUGCCCCACAGCCUACUACCAUCCGGCGCCCCAACCUGGCCAGCAGAAGAAGUUAGCGGUAUACAGCAAGAUGCAGGACUCUCUGGAAGUCACCCUUCCCAGCAAACAAGAGGAGGAGGAGGAGGAGGAGGAGGAGGAGGAGGAGGAGGAGAAAGACCAGCCUGCCGAGAUGGAGUACCUUAACUCUCGCUGUGUCCUUUUCACUUAUUUCCAGGGAGACAUUGGGUCAGUAGUGGAUGAACACUUCUCAAGAGCUUUGGGCCAAGUCAGCACCCUCCAUCCAGAAUCUACCAUUUCAAAAAGCAAGAUGGGGCUAACCCCCCUAUGGCGAGACAGCUCAGCUCUCUCAAGCCAGCGGAGUAGUUUCCCAACUUCCUUUUGGACCAGCUCUUACCAGCCCCCACCUGCACCCUGUUUGGGGGGAGUUCAUCCUGACUUUCAGGUCACUGCACCCCCUGGCACCUUUUCUGCAGCUGACCCCAGCCCCUGGCCAGGACACGGCCUGCGUCAGACUGGCCCUGCCCCUCCCCCUCCCGCGUCCGAGUCCUGGCACUAUCCUUUGGCAUCUCAGGUGAGCCCAUCCUACAGCCACAUGCAUGAUGUGUACAUGCGACACCACCACCCCCAUGCACACGUGCACCAUCGCCACCACCACCACCACCACCACCCGCCUGCUGGUUCUGCCCUGGAUCCGUCCUAUGGGCCCCUGCUGAUGCCAUCAGUGUGCACGGCCAGGAUUCCUGCUCCCCAGUGUGACAUCACAAAGACAGACCCGACUACAGUCACCACUGCUACCUCAGCAUGGGCCGGAGCCUUUCAUGGAACAGUGGACAUAGUGCCAAGUGUGGGGUUUGAUACAGGUCUACAGCAUCAAGACAAGAGCAAGGAAUCACCAUGGUACUGAAAUACCCAGUAUUAGCGAAUCAGGUUGCAGCAUGAGUCCAAGGGCCCACUGGGAAAAGAUGCUGUCAGGAUUUUCCACUCUGCAAUGGGUCACAGGACAUGACAGAUAUGGAAGAAGAGGAAGUAUCAGGCAGUAAACUUUGGUUUUGAGCCUUUUCUUGAGAAAGCAAAGUGCGUUCUGGACAUUGAAGAAAAGCAGUUUUGUUUGGUUUUUCCCUCAUCUGAGCCUUUGCCAGCUGUGCAACUCUUUCUGUUUUCUUGCUUUUAUCAAUAUAUGGUUUUUGUUUCAUUUUGAUUUUUCUUUUAAACCAACCACCUUGUCAGGAAAUGAUGAACUACAGAUUAAAAUGCUCUUUCUUUCAGGAAUACAGUUUUGUAGCUCUAUGUGCAUCUAUUUUUAUAGAAAUACAGAAUGUUUGGUUUAGCAUUGAUGGGCUAUAUUUGAGGGAUGUAUUUUUUUUUAAUAUUGUAAAAAUUGUUGAGUUCUGUUUAAAGAACUUGCUCUCAGAGAAGCACUGGCAAAAAUGUUUAAAAUGCUUAUCUUUAAGAUGUCUGUGAUAUUAUCUGUCUGUGCUUUCUAGGUUACCUCAAGUGUUUGAUAUUUUCUUCUUUUUACAAAAGUAGAUAUAUGCCAUAGCCAAACCAAUGCAGUAUUGUUUUCAUGUUGAAUCUCAGUAAAGAUUUAAUUCCAUGGUAGCUCAAUUAAUUUUGAAUUACAUGUAUAGCUUGAAAAGUUUUUUUAAUGGCCACACUAAAGAAAGAAUAUUUUAUUACUUUGAUUUUUCCCAAAGAGUAAGGUGGAAAUUGACUAAGAAGAAAUUUUCAUAAAUUUUCAAUCAGAUGGAGAGUUUGACUAGAAUAUAAUAAUUUUCUUCUUCAUCUGUCCAACUUUAACAAAUGAAACCAGAGGUUAUAUAUGACUACUGUGGUUAAAUUUAACCACACUACCUAUGAGUGCCAGUGACUUAUUUUUCUUGUUUCUAAUUUUUCAUUCAUGGCAAUUUAAAAAGUCAUAUUGUAAGUGGAUUUUUUUUUCCUUGAGAGAGUUUGGAGGAAGGUACUAGAUCCAUAAUAAAGUUCUGGUUGUUUCUGAUAAUGUCACCCAUCAUUAUAAACUGAAAAAUAAUAUAUUCUAUACAUAGUAUUCUAACCAUAGGAUUUUGCAAGUCUUUAUUUUUUUGGUUUAAAUCCUGUUUUAUCUGAUAUAAUUCUUUUUAAGAAAAAAUUUUAGGGCAAAGUGAAAUUUAUAUUUGGAUUUAAAUGUAUGCUACAAUUAUUGAAAUGGGGUUAAAAAUUGAAAAUUUGAGGAUUCAACUUGACAUGGCCCUCAGGAUCUAAAUAAAGUGAAGUUGGAAUUAUCAUGAAGCCACUGAUAGGAAAAGAGUAGGAUUAUGAAAAUAGCAGUUACUGAAAAUUUAAGGACUUUAAAGGCAAGGUCCAUUACUUCCUCCAGCUGCUUCCAGAGAUAAGUGAUGUAAAAUGUUGAUGUAAUAUAGACGUUUUCUUAGAUAAAGAGUUUCUCACAUUCUCCCAUUUUUCUCCCCACCCACAUGAAAUAGCAUGUUCAGUGAAAUGCCACUUUCCAUUUUUAAUUGUGUAUAUUAUGUUUGUGAACAUUUUAGACACAAACAACACAACAUGCUUAGCUAAGCAGAGUUUUCACAGAUAAUUUUCAAAUAUUUCCCUUGGCUAUAUUUUAUGCAUGAAUUUUCUUUCCUUGUGCAUCAUGUGAAUUAUAAACCUAUACACUUCCUUGUAUUCUUAUUACUUUGUACUUUGCUUCUUAACUAGACUCUCUGUAACACAGUGUGCACAUUUUUACUAAUGUAGGGUCUGAAAUUAAGGAAUCUUCCACUCACUAAUAAUAUAAACUUAAAUUUCUAGGGAUUGGCCUGGUUAAAUUGUCUUCAAUUUGAUUUGAUACAAUUGUUUUAUCUGUAAUUUUCCCAAAUAUGUGGAGCACAGAGUUUAAUGAUUCUAUAAAAUUUGUUUUGUCUUGUGUCCUCCUGAGUUUUCAACUACAAGUAUUCAGCAGUUCCUAUGCAGUGACUCACUGAGAUUUAUUUAUUUGACUCAUCUUCCCUUGGAACCUACUAACUUUCUUUGCAGUUUAUUUCAGAACAGUUUCAUACUAGAACGCAUUCAGGUCAUUCAAUUGGCUUUUCCCAAUUAAGAAGAGAAGUAAAGUAUUUACUUCUUGCUCCUUUUUUUUAUUCUCCACUGAAUUAAAUUGAAGACAGAGAGCAGAUAAUUAUUAGAUGGCUUCACCCUGAAUUUAGACUUUGCUCUGUGACCCUCCUGCUAACAGAUAAAACAUUUUUUGGCUCUGGGAACCCAAGAAAGGUUGGGAACCUGCAUUCUGAUGUACAUGGAAAAGAUUUGUAAAUGAGCUCUCCCUUUUGAAACAGGACCCAGGUAUUGUUGGCACAGUGACACACCAAAAGUGUAUAUCAAAAUAUAAGCAGAAAGAGAAUGAGGACAUCUCUAUAAUUGUCUGGCAUCCUCUUGCUGUGACCAUAUUACCAUUACCACCAGAAGCUAUAAAAGAAAAUAGUUUAUAAUUUAGCAUCAUAUUCUGAAUUCAAAGUCUAAAAUGCUAUCACUCUCUGAAUCUGGUUUUCUCACAUCAAAAUGAUGCUGUUGUAUUUAAAGGAUUCCAAACUGCUUUAUUGGAGGCUACCACCUGCCUCCCCAGUUUUAUUCAAAACCACUCUAUCUUUGACUAUUUUAUGAGUUAAACUUCAUUUAGUUUUCUAAAGACCUGUGAAGUAGACCCUACAAAAUCAUUUCAUUUACUCUAAAUCUAAACUGUGCUUCUGUCAUUGAACUAUCAGAAGCUGAGGAAUAACGUGAUGUUGACAAGUUAGGAUCCAAACAGGUUAUUUGGUCCUUCACUGUUAAUUUGAAAAGAGCCUCUACACUUUCUAGGAACAAGUGUAUAUUCUUAAGGCUAACCAUCCUCUCUUAUCUCCCCCUCUAACUUUUCUUCUUUCUCUUCCUGUUAAGAUUAUUUAUAUUUUUAUGUUAAGCAAAAAUGGCCAAGAUUGCUCUAAAAUUCAGAAAACAAGAACUAGUGGGUUGCAAGUAAUUGAGAAAUUAAUUUUUUUUAAUUUAUAACACUUUAAAAAAAUUCUAGGCACCAUAUACAAAUACCCUUGAGGAGCUUGUUAUUCUUUAUGCAAAUAGUACUUGUCCAUUCCUCUUCUAAGACUUGAAGAAUAUGUGGCAAAAUCUAGCUUUUGAAUUUAUUGUCUGGUUUAAUGUUGUAUUUGUAACUUAAAGUGGUGAUCAGAAACUAUAUUUCAAGAAACUGCAUUCUAUCCCUUACUGAAUAUCCCUUUGUUAAGCAGAAUUCGCUGAAUUAAGCCAAUGAGUGACAGAAAAAGGAAAGUACGUACGUAUGUCAGAGAUUUGACUAGGGGAUUAAUAGAGAAGCAGAAUGAAUUAGUUGAAAAGAGGUUGGAUAUUAAGCCAUUGUCUAAAUUCUGGUUUAACCACAAUUUAAUGUGUAAUUUUGGGUUUCAUUUAUUUAUCUCAUGAACAAAGUGGAAUAAUGCCUAACCAGCCAGCUGUUAAAGUUGGAAAAUUAUAUAUAUAUAUUGAUUACAUAUAUAUAAUCAAUUGUCUGGUUCAUAUUAGAUGUCCAAUAAAUAACAGCCACCAGAAAUGUCUAUUAGUUGAGUAAGUAGGUCAUUAAAAUUGAGCUCCCAAACAUCUCUUCUCUUCUCUUUACAUAUCCAUUUCUGCAGCAACCAAGUAGAUAUAUGACUGCUUUUCUGUAAGAAAUUAUUGCAAAGAGAGUAUUUUCCUCCUACUAGGUGUGGGAGAUAAAAUGUUAAUUUCUUUAUUCGCUCUGACUUUUUAACAUGCCAUUUCUAAAAGAAAAUAAAUUAACCGUGGUGUGUAGGUCCAACUCUGAGUUUUCUUACACAUUGCAAAAUUUUAUUUAUCCAGGGCCCUGUGGAUUACUGUCUCCAAAAUUAUGGGGAUAGUGUCAUUAAUCCACCAACAUUUACAUUUUUCAGUUAUAUUUUGGGUUUCCUUGUCACCUGGAAUAAGAAUAUUCUUUUGAAGUUAUCCAAUUUUUUUUUUUUUACUUGCCUUGGAGGAAAAGUUGCAAAAUAUGGUGGAAAAAAAUCUUCUGCAUGAAAAUGGGGGAAAACAGAACUCUUUACGAUCUCAGUCAGCUUGAGAAAAAAGAAACAACUUUAUUGGAAGCAGAUGUUGACACUGUGUCAAUUAUUGAAGAUGGAAAGAGUUCACUGGAACCAUUCCAGUUACAAAGGGUAUUGAUGGCAGUUCGAAUUCCUGUGAUUGAUCACCUUCAAAACGGACAGAAGGACAGCAGAAACUCUAUAAGGUCCAAAAUGAGAUCAGCCUGCCAAUUUUAAUGUACAGGACCCUAAAAACUCAUUAUUUUUCUUUUCUCCAGGAUAAAAGAACAUCUUCCAGAAAAAGUAAGGCUUGUCUGAGAGAGAAAUUACAAUUUAUUCUCUGAAAACAUUUAAAGGUUGAAGAGAGAGCAUUUUAAAUCUAUAGCAAAUAUUAUUAAAAUGGUUUAGAAAAAUUAGAUAAAAUUUUCAUCCAAAAAUGUAUGUUGAAGACAAAUAUAUAAACUAUAAAAAAAGUUGAUGGCUCUGGUAAGUGGGGUAUGAGUGGAGUCUGCAAGGAAACCUCAUUCUCUAUAGCUUCAAAAUGUUAAUUUCCUUGGUAACUAGGAGAUUGGUCACAGAACAGUCUUUUAGAAUUUUUCAGUAGGUUUUUUUCUUCUUUUAGUGCUCUCUGGGAAUUUCAUCCUAUAGAAAUAGUCUUUUCCAACCUAUAGAGAUAGUCAUUCCUGUUAAAAUACCUUAAUUUUCUUAUUUUUUUAUUGUCCAUUGUGCUUUUCUUGGUUUGAAAAAUAUUUUUAUAGUUUGAAAUAAUUGAUCAAACUGGUAUUCUCUUAAAAUUGUGGUCAAUUUGAUCUAAUACAUUUAUCUGAAUCUCCUUUUUAAGUUCUAAGAAAUUCUAAUAAAUUAAGUUUAAUUUACCAAUGCCAUUGUAUAAGUAAACAAAGACAUCUUCUAGAAAAGGGCAAAUCAGCUUCAAUUAAUUUCCUUUUUAACAAUUUCUGGACUAUUAAAUUUUGACUUAAGAAUAAUUCUUUUAAAAUGCAAGAUCCCUAAUUUUUUUUUGUUAUAUGCUUAAGAUGUGAACUUUUCUAAUGAUAUCACUUUAUACUAUUAGAGAUGUACAUUUUUUCUAUGCUGUGACUAGAGCAAAAGGUAAUGAUUAUUUACACACAUGAUUUAAUUUCUUAGGAUAUGUAAAAUCUUGGAUAUCAUACUUGAUUUAAAAAUACUAUUCCAUAUGUUUUGCAGGAUAUACAAUAUAGGGAAAGAUUUUCAUGUGAAUUCUUUAUAUCACUUUAAUGUGCAUAUAUUUAAAAGGAAAAUAUGGAUUCAAUUUGUCUUCAUCAUAUAAAUCUAGGUAAGGUGAAAUGCUUUUGUGAAAAAAAUACACAGUAUGGUGAACUUUAUACUUGUCACUUGAUUAGGUGAACUGCAAACUAAUAAUAGAAAUAUUAUCUUUCUGCAUUGAAAUGCAAGAAAAUUCCAGAUUUGUUAGUUCUAUGAGCAAUUAUGCUACCCUAAUUUUACAUUUCCAAAAAAAGAAAUUAACUAAUCUUAGUUAUGCUGUCAUUUUAAUUAACAAAAAAUAUGUAAUUCAGAAAACUUUUGGCUUUAUAAGAUAAUUAUAAGAUUAUGUUUUUCCAUUUUUUUGUGGGGUUGGGGAGAGACAUUUUCUUCUUUCUAUCACUCUUCAAAUGCAGGUCUCAUAACUAUGUGUUAAUGAUAUAAGAUGAUGGAAGCCUUUGUAAUAAAAACAAAUCUCAUUAUCUUCAAUUUGUUCAAUAAAUAAUUUAAUGUGAA
Lemur catta (Ring-tailed lemur) is the source of this 7403-nucleotide messenger RNA. It is a transcript of the gene VGLL3, whose product is annotated as vestigial like family member 3. Gene Ontology annotation, biological process: regulation of transcription by RNA polymerase II. The record is from RefSeq and is a predicted model, not a curated record. Lineage: Eukaryota; Metazoa; Chordata; Mammalia; Primates; Lemuridae. The transcript has 4 exons. Bases 509 to 1492 code for a protein of 327 amino acids. Gene Ontology annotation, cellular component: nucleus.